This is a messenger RNA of Megalops cyprinoides (Indo-Pacific tarpon), 5877 nucleotides long. Its product is annotated as nuclear factor of activated T-cells 5-like. NCBI's taxonomy places the organism in Eukaryota, Metazoa, Chordata, Actinopteri, Elopiformes, Megalopidae. Gene Ontology annotation, biological process: regulation of transcription by RNA polymerase II; calcineurin-NFAT signaling cascade; cytokine production. Gene Ontology annotation, cellular component: transcription regulator complex. The record is from RefSeq and is a predicted model, not a curated record. Gene Ontology annotation, molecular function: RNA polymerase II cis-regulatory region sequence-specific DNA binding; transcription factor binding; DNA-binding transcription factor activity, RNA polymerase II-specific.
AGAAAAACUGAAUGCGUACAGUGUGGUUUAGUUAGCAAACCUUAGUGUUGUUAGUUCGUCUUAACGCGGAGAAGCUGUAGGAACACGCCAGAUCCUCCGAGAAAGAAGCAAACGGUUUAUAGCAGACGUUUUCUCCCCAUCGUUUUCCCUUUUUUGUUUGUUCAACUUUUUAUUUUCUCAACGCUUUUUUUGUGAGACAGCGACAGCUAAGCUACGUUUUUUUAAUCCAGAGGGUGUCCGAUUUCCCCUCCCUACAAGAGGCAUUGCGAUGCCCUCUGAUUUCAUAUCCCUGCUCAGCGCUGAUUUCGACCUCAAUUCACCCAAAUCUCUCUAUUCUAAAGAGUCAGUCUAUGACCUUCUUCCCAAAGAGCUGCAGCUGCCAUCCUCCUCUGAGAACAACACAGCAGCCAUGAGUCAGAAGAGUGGCGGAGAGGCAGGCCCCCCUCCUCCAGCGGCCCUCGCUUCGGAUGCCACCUCCACAUCCUCUUCUAUGUCCAUGGGAGGUCCUCGCAGUGCUUUACCUGCCUCUUCCAGCCCCACCAUGCAGUCCUCUACCUCAGUCACUGACCGGGCCUGCGUUCACAACAGCAGCUCCGCUGGGGAGGGGGUAAGUAUCCGAGGGGUGGCGGAAAUGCUCGGCGUGGAGGGAAAGCUGGCGGGCGCCGGCGCAGGAGCCAGCGGCGGUGGUGGCGGUGGUAGCAGGUCCGGCGGCACUGGAGGAGGGGCAGGAGCUGUGGGAGGAGGAGGAGGAGGAGGGGCGGCCCAGCAGCAGCAGCAGCAGCAGCACCAGACGACCCCCUCCAAGCGGCGGACGGUGCUGAACAUCUCACCCCCGCCCGAGGACCUGUUCGACGACAGCCGCAUGUCCUGCCAGGACGAGCCGCUGCAGGACUCGGAGCAGAGCAAUAGCAUCUGGAUGGACGACUCGGCCUCCAACUUCAGCCUCAUGAGCUCCAGCUCCUACAACGACAACACCGAGGUGCCCCGCAAGUCCCGCAAACGCACCCCGCGCCAGCGGCCCGGGCCCAAGCCCGUCCCGGCCGAGGAGGCCAGCAUGGACGUCUUCGACGCCGACAGCGCCAAGGGGCCGCACUUCGUCCUGUCCCAGCUGGGCCCAGACAGCAAGGCCUGUCCCAAAGGAAGCUCAGCGGAUGGCCCGCAAGCGGCCAGUCAGAAAGGCGGGACGCUGUCGGGUCAGUACCCCACCAAGGCCGAGGGGAAGGAGCUGAAGAUCCUGGUGCAGCCCGAGACUCAGCACCGGGCGCGAUACCUGACAGAGGGCAGCCGCGGCUCGGUGAAGGAUCGCACGCAGCAGGGCUUCCCCACCGUCAAGCUGGAGGGUGUGAAGGAGCCAGUGGUCCUGCAGGUGUUCGUGGGUAACGACACGGGGCGGGUCAAGCCGCAUGGGUUCUACCAGGCCUGCAGGGUGACCGGCCGCAACACCACGGCCUGCAAGGAGGUGGACAUCGAGGGCACGACCGUCAUCGAGGUGUCCCUGGACCCCAGCAGCAACAUGACCCUCGCGGUGGAUUGCGUGGGCAUUCUGAAGCUCAGGAAUGCUGACGUGGAGGCCCGCAUCGGGGUGGCCGGCUCCAAGAAGAAGAGCACGCGGGCCAGGCUGGUGUUCCGGGUCAACAUCCCCCGCUCCGACGGGUCCGUUCUCACCCUGCAGACCCCGUCAUCUCCCAUCCUCUGCACCCAGCCCGCAGGCAUCCCGGAGAUCCUGAAGAAGAGCCUGCACAUCUGCUCCGUAAAGGGAGGCGAGGAGGUCUUCCUCAUCGGGAAGAACUUCCUCAAGGGAACCAAAGUCAUGUUUCAGGAAAACCCGUCAGAUGAGAAAUCUUGGAAGGCGGAGGCCGAGAUCGACAUGGAACUCUUUCAUCAGAAUCAUCUUAUUGUGAAAGUCCCUCCGUAUCAGAACUUGGCCAUCACUUCCCCUGUGUCUGUGGGGAUCUACGUGAUGACCAACGCUGGGAGGUCCCACGAUGUGCAGCCUUUCACCUACACCCCGGAGCCAGCGAAAGCUGUGGAUGUGUCCGUGAAGAAAGAGGCACCAUCUCCGGCUAAACCCUGCUCUUUUGAAGAGCAAAUGAAAGUCAUACAGAAUACCAACUGCACCUUGGACAGUGCCUUGCUGGCCCCCAUGAUGCCCCUCGUGAAGAGAGAAGAGGUCACUCCUAUGGAGGUGUCCAACAACCCCUCUGCAGCAGGCGUCUUUAAGACCUCGGACGUCAUCGGCUCGGCCCAGCAGACCCUGGACAUGAGCUCCAGCAUCCCCUCCGGUGGUAACCCCUUCCCCGGCUCCAUGUCCUGCCAGCCGGGGGAGCAGGAGCAGCCGCAGAGCUCGGUCUAUGCCGGCGCCGAGCCCUUGAGCACCAUCCAGAAGCAGGACAUCGUGCCCUCGGGCUCCUUCCCGGUGCCCGCCGACUCCUUGCUGCAGCAGGUGCCCCCGCAGUUCCUGCUGGAGGCCGGGGAGGGCCUGGCCCGGGAGCGGGCUGGCGCGGGGCAGGUGGUGGGGCUGUCCCAGAUGGUGGAGGCCCCCCAGCAGCAGCCCCAGCAGCCCCCGCAGCUCCCCCUCUUCCCCCAGGACGGGGUGGCCCAGCUGGAGAGGGCCGUGCGCCAGCUGCAGGCCGGCGGCUUCUCUGCCGGGGGCUCGGGGGCCGCGCCCAGCCUGGUGCAGCAGGUCCUUGAGGCCGCCGCUCAGCAGCAGCUGAACUCGGUGCUGUACAGCCCCGCCCCCUCGGCCGACAGCGUGCAGCAGCAGGAGCUGCAGGCGGCCGAGAGCUCCCUGGCCAAGCAGCAGCAGCAUCAGCAUCAGCAGCAGCAGCAGCAGCAGCAGCAAGCCCUGGAGAACCUGCAGCAGCAGCUCCAGUCCGAGCUCUUCCAGCCCCAGAUCCCCAUGCAGUGCGGCAUCUUCCAGGCCGGCUCCCGCAGCGAGACCCCCGAGCAGCAGGGCUCCCCGCAGGCCAUGGUGCAGAACCACGGCGCCCUCUUCCAGCCGUCAGAGGGACUGCUCCGGAGCGCCACCCAGCAGCAGCAACAGCAGCAGCAGCAGCAGCAACAGCAGCAGGCAGCCCUUUUCCAGCAAGCAGGGGAUCUCCUCUCCAUCCAGACCUCCAACUUCCUGCAGCAGCCGCCUUCCCACCCCUCCCCCCCACAGCAGCUGUUCCACACCCCCAACUCCCUGGGGGAGGCGCAGGACCCGCAGGGGGCGCUGUUCCAGAACACCCUCUCCGUGCUGACGGGCUCCGCCCUGUCGCCCGAGCAGCAGCCGGCCGCCCCCGGGCUGUUCCUGUCCGCGGACGGCGGCCAGCAGCAGGCCUUCCUCACCUCCAUGCAGACGUCCCAGCCAGAUCCCCAGCCCGUGUCGGUGUUCCAGGCCCCGCCCCAGCUCUCCCCCCUGCAGCAGGCCACACCCAUGGAGCAGCAGCAGUCGUCCCCGCCGCAGCCCCCGCCAGCAGCCCCGCAGCAGGGCUCCCUGUUCCAGAACCUCUCCCCCCACGCCCCCGCCGGCACCCUCUCCCCCACCCAGCAGCAGCAGCAACAGCAGCAGCAGCAGCAGCAAGCCGGCCUGCUCUUCUGCAGCAGCGGCCUGAACCCCCAGGAGCAGCCCCCGACCCUGCUGUUCAGCGGCCAGGGCCAGGUCACCCCCAUGAGCAGCAGCGCCGGCCUGGCCCCGCAGGACCCCCAGAGCGCCCCCAUGCUGUUCUCCCAGGCCGGCGCGGUGGAGACGGCGGAGCCCAUGUCCUUCCAGGACCAGAGCCAGCGGGCGGGAGAACCCCCCCGUCAGAGCAUGUUCCAGGACCAGCAGCCCAUGCAGGUGGCCAACAGCGGGGCGUCCGAGCCGCCCGUCACCAUCUUCAUGCCCCAGUCCACCAUCUCGGCCCUGCAGGCGGGCAUGGGCUCCCAGGAGCUGCCCCAGGCCGCCAUCUUCGCCACGCAGAACGGAGUGGCGGGCCUCCAGACCACGUCCUCGUCCCCGGUGCAGCAGCCUGGGUCGCUGUUCCAGACGGCUGUGAGCGGGACCAUGAGCCAGCCGGGCCAGGCCCAGCAGACUGGCCUCUUCCUCUUCGGAAUCCAAAACGAGUGCGGUCAGCUGAUAAACUCCCCGGGCCCCUCGCUGUCCGAUCAGCUCAUCGCCAUCAGCCAGUCGGGCCAGAACCAGCGCGACAGUGACGCCCAGAUCCAGUCGCUGCUCAGCCAGUCCAUGUCCGAGUCCGCCGGUAUGCAGAACAGCCUCAGCACCUCCCAGAACAUGGAGAAGAUCGACGACUUGCUGGACCCAGUAGAAAUGUUGCUCAGAUGAUGGGAGUGGGUUUCCUGGGGGGUGGAGGAGAACACGAGAAGGGUCCUGUCCCCCACCCACGAGUUCCAUCAGGACUCCAGCCACCUGUGGCUUCAAAAUCCCCCUCUUCACAUAGUUUCAAGUAUCACAGCACCUUCAGGAGUGGCACACAGAGACUGGAGCCGGGCUGGGUGGAGAGAGAGAGAGAGAGAGAGAGAGAGAGUGGGGGAGAGAGAUUCCUACUGCCGGGCUAUCGAUAGGGCCAUAUGGUGUAGCUCUCUGGUUUGGCUACAGCUGUGAGAGAGGCAUAUCGUGUGGCAAAACGUCCGUUAAACGCAUCGUUUCUCAGUGCAGUUUGUUGCGGAAGAGCUGUUGCGGGUGAGCACAUGGGCGUUGGUGAAUUUGGCAGGACUGCUCUGUGCGGUCUUGGCCUUUUCAUUUUCUUUCUUUUUUUAAAGUAACUCUUUUAGGUAAGCCUAAACAAAAGAACAUGUACAAAAUCAAGAUAAAAGAAACCUUUGUAUGAUAUUUUUGACAUUAUAUCUUCAGCACUUUAUAAAGCUUUCCUUUGUGACCAGUUACUCCAUAUAUUGACCUAUAGCUCUCCAUGGAUUCAGUAGUCAGUUAUGUAUGUUCAUUUAACAAAAAUUAUUUGUAAAUCUUUUUGAUUAUCAUAUGGAUAUCUCUACUCAUGUUUACUGUAUAUAUUUCUAUUUUCCUCUGCAUGUUCUCUGAGAUGUGGCUAUAUUUUUUUUUUAUAUUCAGUUGGUUUCAUUGUACCCUCCUCCUUCCUCAUUUCCACCCCUACUUCCUAAACCUCUCCCCCUGGUCGCCCUUUCAUGAUACAAAAGAUGGAGAAGCCAAGGGAGAGUACCGAGAUUGAGAAAAAGAAAACAGACCAGCGUUUAGGUCAUUCAUUUACGUUAGAAAUAUUCAGCGUUACUUUUGGUUUGACUCUACAGUCUGUCAAUGUCUGUGUUAACAUACAUGCAUAUCGGUAACCAUAUGUGUAAGAAUAUAUACAUAACAACGAAUGCGCGUGUUUUUUGAGGUAAAAUAGCCUAUGUUGUUAUUUGUACUGUUCAAGUACGGCUGUAUAUAGUUUGUUUUUGUGACGUCUCUGUGGUAGAUGUGAUGUUCUCAGCUUUUUGGGCGUGUGCGAUGGACGGGUAAAGUUGUGUCAUAAGAGGGGAGGUUCCAGGGCCUUCUGCCAGCAGUAGGACGCACACACACCACUGCUGUGUUAUGGAAAUGCAGCGACUAGUCCUGUUUUUUUUUUUUUUAGCUGUCUAUUUUUUGUCUGUGUCUUGCCAGAAAUGGAGGCUUAUCGAACAUUAUUUACAGUAACAGUACCAGUUAUAUUAAUAUUAACAGUAACCAUUUUGUACCAUAUGAUUAUCCUGGCCCUGUGCUGGCUCCCUCUUUGGUUGGCCUCGCAGAGAAGGCUGACAUUGGAAGCUGUCCGGGUUUAGUCCUCCUUGUGCUUCAAGCUUUUUAAAUCAGGACCACCCUUAUUAUGCUGCCUGAAGACUGCCAGUUUUAUGGCUGAAGAGGGCUGCUGUGUUUUACACCUGCCAGUUGGUUUUUAUGGG